AUGGCACCACUUGUGUUGAAAAUCAAAGGUAACAAAACCUUUUCUCCAUUUUCGACACUAGCCUCCGAGGACGAUCUUUCAAGGGCAUGGCGGGUGUGCUCCAAAGUCAAGGAUUCGCUUGAAAAUGGCUCCCGCUUGGAAAAUUUAUCUUGGAGACUCUGGUUUCGACAGCAUUUAUUGACGGAAAAAUCCAAGCAAAAGUCGUUUCGAAAACUAUCGCUUACUACCGCACGAAGAUUGAGCGCAAACAAAAAUUUACCAUUAAAGGAGUUGACUGUAAAAUCCGAGGCAAUGACAGCAAUCCCCCUAGACAUAUUCUCCCAACAGCAGCAGCAGCAGCAAUAUCAACAACAUAUGGUGCAACAGCAGCAACAGGAUUUACAGCAGCAAUUACAGCAACAGCAACAGCAACAGCAAAUGAUGCAACAGCAACAGCAACAGCAAAGCAUGAUCAUUCCUGUGGAAGAUCAAUCCUUGUUGGGCGCCAAUUUCUUUGGAACAAAUACAUCUGCCGCAUCAGCAAAUGUCAACACCAACUUUGCAUUACCUCAGUUCACAUCGGAUCAAAAUACUGGAGAUAUUGUCGAGUUGGACGACAUAUUCAAUGCAUUCAAUGGGAACAGCUUUAAUAUUCCUACCUCAAAUGAUAUGAAUAUGGCUGAUGGGUGGGAUUUCGGCUACCCAUCUCCUACCAAUCCCUAUUACUCGCCAUCUCAGCCCAAUAUCACUACAACCCCACCAUCUCCAAAUUCUCAACAGCAACAACAACAAAUCAGUACCAAUAAUAACACUAAUGCCACAAGCCCUCAUUUAUUAGGAGCAUUCGACAAUAGCUUAAUACAUCCUCAACAACAGCAGCAGCAACCACAACAACAGUCUCCAUCACAAAUAAUACCCCAAAAUGAAGGUGAUGCCAUGUACGUUUCUGGAUCUGCCAUGCCACCUCCCCCAACUGCUACUCUGAGGAACAAGAUUUUGGGCACCAUGCAUCAACAACAAAUGCGAUUCAACAGUUCCAGCCAAAGAAUGAACAGCAACAAUCACCAAACACCUCCCAUGUCUGCCUCUUCUAGUGCAUCGACUAUGGAUUCCGUUCAAAUGGGCUCACUGAUGGAUGACAGUUCGAUUGGCACCAACAUUAUGAACCAAUCUCAAUGCAAUAGGUAUACGGAAUUUUCGGACAGUCUUCAACAAAGAAGAUUCUCUGCUUCGGCUCCAAAUUCACCUCCUAUGCUUGCUCAUGGUUCAUUUGAAGCAGCCAAACUCAAAAAGACGGCAGCCUUGUCUUGUAGUAUGCCUGGCAGUUUGGACAGCCAAGCAAAACCCGUGUGCACAAACUGCGGUGCUACAAGUACUCCCCUGUGGAGAAGAUCAGCAGAGGAUGAAUUGUUAUGUAAUGCGUGUGGUUUAUAUCAAAAAUUGCAUAACGCUCCCAGACCUAAAACGUUGAAGCCCCACAAUGCAAGAAAAGAAGCAAGGGAUGACGAGGCUUCACAGUUGGUGUGUUCAAAUUGUUCAACAACGACAACGCCAUUAUGGAGAAGAGAUGAUGAAGGUGCUCCACUGUGUAACGCAUGUGGUUUAUAUCUUAAAUUGCAUCAUGAGCGUCGACCUUUAUCUAUGAAGACUGACAUAAUCAAGAAGAGGCAAAGAUAUGAAAGUAACACAACAGCGGCAAAUACACAGGCUAGAAAGAGUAGUAAAAAAUCAAAGGGAGAUACACCUGGAUCACCGGGAUCACAGCCAGAAGAUGCUUCUCCACCUACUCUGAAUACACCUACAGCAUAUCAACAACCAAUGUACUUGAACACACCUACAUUGGGAACACCUACGUUGGGAUUCCCAGGCUACAGCCCACCGUUUAACAACACCAAUAACACCAAUACAAAUACUAAUAACAAUACAUCGCCACCACAAUUACAAGGAGGAUACCAGCAACAACAGCAGCUAUUUAAUAGUAGUCCAAGUACAGCACAUUCGCCUUUGGAUGAAAUCAUGACAAACAAUUAUCUGUAG
Molecule: messenger RNA, 2016 nt
Organism: Mucor velutinosus
Lineage: Eukaryota; Fungi; Mucoromycota; Mucoromycetes; Mucorales; Mucoraceae
Product: Lon protease-like protein
Exons: 4
Coding region: 1-2016 (671 amino acids)
Biological process (GO): negative regulation of transcription by RNA polymerase II; positive regulation of transcription by RNA polymerase II
Molecular function (GO): RNA polymerase II cis-regulatory region sequence-specific DNA binding; DNA-binding transcription factor activity, RNA polymerase II-specific; zinc ion binding
Source: RefSeq, a predicted model, not a curated record